Molecule: messenger RNA, 339 nt
Organism: Schistosoma intercalatum
Lineage: Eukaryota; Metazoa; Platyhelminthes; Trematoda; Strigeidida; Schistosomatidae
Source: the annotation of a GenBank genome assembly
AUGAGGUAUCCUUCUCUCCAGUUCGUCGGCACUUGUUCCUCCUUCCAAGUCUUCAUGUAUAGGACUUGUAACAUGUUUGCAGUUGCUUCUAUGUCUGACUUCAGUGCUUCAGCUGGUAUAUUGUCAGGUCCUGCUGCUUCCCCACUAUUCAUUUGUCUGAUGGCUAUCCCGACUUCCUCGACCGUUGGUGGGGUGACAUCUAUAAGAAGGUCUAUAGGCGCUGCUUCGAUGUCCGGUGGAUUUAAUGGAACUAGCCGAUUCAAGAGCUCCUCAAAGUGUUCUACCCAUCUAUUCGUCUGUUCUUCAGUUUCAGUGAUUGGCUUUCCUUCUUUGUCCUAG